AACAGGGCAAUUUGUUUCCAGGAAGUUACAUAACACUUGGGGAUAGAGUCAAAAACUGGGUACAAAAUUUCAGUCUCUGAAAAUUUCAAUGUGUUUGCUGUGCUGUUAAGCAGCUGGAGCAGAAGAGAAACGUCAUGGGGCGAAAGACUCUUCUGCUGCUGCUGCUGCUGGGUGUCCUCGGAGCGUAUUAUGUUCACACACCUCUCCCAGACAAUAUUGAGGAGCCGUGGAAAUUAGUCUUGUUGAAUGCACUGUUUAAAACUGUAUUAAAUUUGUCUCUGUUUGCCGAACUAUUGGGAAUCAACCAUGUCAUGGACACUUUAAUGUCCUGUAUGAGUUUUCAAGAAGUCCCACCCACAUCUGACGAAAAUGUCACUGUGAUGGAGACCACUUUCAACAAUGUUCCUGUCCGUGUCUACAUUCCAAACCGAAAGUCGCAGGCACUGAGGAGGGGCUUGUUUUACAUUCACGGUGGUGGCAUGUGUUUAGGGAGUGCUGCUUUGUUUGCUUAUGACGAGCUCUCAAGACAAACAGUGAAUAGCCUUGAUGCUGUUGUCGUUUCGACCGAUUAUAGAUUAGCACCUAAAUAUCAUUUCCCCAGUCAAUUUGAAGAUGUAUAUAAUUCAUUGAAGUGGUUCUUACGCCAGGAUGUUCUUGAAAAAUACGGUGUAGAUCCUAAAAGAAUUGGAGUUUCUGGAGACAGUGCCGGAGGGAAUUUGGCUGCAGCGGUCACUCAAAAGCUCAUAGAUGACCCAGAUGUCAAGAUCAAACUCAAGAUCCAGUCUUUAAUUUAUCCCGCCCUGCAGACUCUUGAUAUGGAUUUACCAUCCUAUCGGGAUAACGCACUACUUACACCUGUGACCAAAUCACUCAUAGUCAGGUUUUGGAGUGAAUACUUUACCACGGACAGAUCACUUGAAAAAGCCAUGCUCUUCAAUCAGCACACACCAGUGGAAUCAGCCCAGCUCUUCAAAUUUGUUAAUUGGAGUUCUUUGCUCCCCGAGAUCUUUAAGAAAGGGCACUUGUAUAAGAGUCCAACUCAUGGUACUUCUGAGCUGUUUAAAAAGUAUCCAGGGUUUCUAGAUGUGAGGGCAGCUCCCUUGUUGGCUGAUGAUAACAAGUUACAUAGCUUACCUGUGACCUAUGUCAUCACCUGCCAAUAUGACGUCUUAAGAGAUGAUGGAAUCAUGUAUGUCACUCGACUUCAGAAGGCUGGAGUUCGGGUGACCCAUCAGCACUUUGAGGAUGGAUUCCAUGGAGCAAUUACCUAUCAUGGAUUUAAAAUUGGAGAUAGAAUCAAAAAUCAUUAUCUAAGUUGGCUAAAUGAAAAUCUAUAGUAAA
Messenger RNA from Phyllostomus discolor (pale spear-nosed bat), 1341 nucleotides. Its product is annotated as arylacetamide deacetylase-like. Gene Ontology annotation, cellular component: endoplasmic reticulum membrane. The transcript has 5 exons. Lineage: Eukaryota; Metazoa; Chordata; Mammalia; Chiroptera; Phyllostomidae. The record is from RefSeq and is a predicted model, not a curated record. Gene Ontology annotation, biological process: positive regulation of triglyceride catabolic process. Bases 135 to 1337 code for a protein of 400 amino acids. Gene Ontology annotation, molecular function: serine hydrolase activity; triacylglycerol lipase activity.